AUGAAGGCCUCGCUGAAGCUCCGUGACGAAGCCGGGCCGCUGCUCCGCGCGAAGCUCCCCGUCGCGCUCUUCUCCGUGCCCGCCGUCGCAUCGCUCACCGCCGGCGACCCAGCCGACCUCCGUCUCUCCCUCGCCACCGCCGCCCAGGCGCUCCCGUCCCUCCGCCUCUCCUACGCGCCGAACCGCCCCGCAGGAUCGUCCCCGUUCUCCCUGUCCCUCGUCCUCGGCUCCGGCCCCGGCGGCUGCCCCUCCUCCGGGCCGGCCGGCGCCUCCGCCAUCACCAUGGCAGUCGAGGUCAGCGCCGCGGGCGCCGUCUCCUUCUCGCUCGCGCUCAAGCCCUCGCUCGGCGACUUCAACGUCCGCAAGCGGUUCGAGUCAGCCGGCGGAGCAGGCGGGACUUCGCCGUCGGAGGUGACGAUGAGGAGCGUCGUGCCGGUGCGCGGCGGCGCAGCGGCGGUGAGGAUCCGGUGGGGCGUGAGGAUACCCGCAGAGAUAACCGCCACCGGGGAGGCCGGCGCGGCUGGAGUGAUUCUGCGGAGGCUUCCGUUCUUGGUUCUUGGCAAGGUGACGGUUGAGACGCUGUCAGGGAAGCCAGCGCCCGAGCCGGAGGCUGCGGUGCAAGAGGAGGCGGCGGUGCAGAAGGUGAGGACGGAGAACGAGAAGCUGAGAAAGGAGGUGGAGAAACUCAGGGCGACACCAGAGGAGGGCAGCAAGAAGGAGACAUCAGUGUUGGCCGGUGCCCGCCGGGACAACGGCGGAAGGUCGCCGGAGAUGGUAGGAAACUAGGAAAUGAAAUGGCACUGAUGUAGUGCUGUCGGGGUUAGAUUUUUUUUCUUUAUUUUUAAUCUGCGUAGAGCAAUACGUGCGAAUGUGCUACUAGUUGUACAUAUGUAGGA
Messenger RNA from Lolium rigidum, 896 nucleotides. RefSeq lists its product as uncharacterized. The record is from RefSeq and is a predicted model, not a curated record. NCBI's taxonomy places the organism in Eukaryota, Viridiplantae, Streptophyta, Magnoliopsida, Poales, Poaceae. The transcript has a single exon. The coding region runs from base 1 to 786 and encodes 261 amino acids.